Messenger RNA from Scylla paramamosain (green mud crab), 6803 nucleotides. Its product is annotated as F-box DNA helicase 1-like. The transcript has 16 exons. Gene Ontology annotation, biological process: double-strand break repair via homologous recombination; replication fork processing. Gene Ontology annotation, molecular function: DNA binding; ATP binding; 3'-5' DNA helicase activity. Lineage: Eukaryota; Metazoa; Arthropoda; Malacostraca; Decapoda; Portunidae. The record is from RefSeq and is a predicted model, not a curated record. Gene Ontology annotation, cellular component: nucleus. The coding region runs from base 1555 to 4173 and encodes 872 amino acids.
ACGGCAAGUCGUUCAAUGCGAUUGAUUUCAUCGUGCGUUGUCUCUUAUUCAUACACCAUCGAGCGUUGUCUCUUAUUCAUACACAGAUUGAGGUGGAGGCAGAACAGUGGUGGUCAAAGUAUUGAUGAAAGGUUAGUUAUAAUGAGGAUGACAGGUCCUGAUGUGCUGAGUCUUACAAAACCUGAACUGAACCUGUAUCCCGAAGCACCGAUAAGUCUUACCUUUUGCCAUAAGGAAACAAAAUGGGGGAUUUUAGCCCAUAAGAGCUAUGUUUUGCCAUAAGUUUAACUACAGGUUUAUGCCAACUCGGAGUUACCAUAGCAGGCCUUAUGUUUUCACAUAGCGCCAACAUGGAGGAGCAGCAGCAACAGGAACCCCUCAUGAAUAUUCGUAAGAGAAGAGAUGUUCUUCGCAAAUUAGGUGAUGAAGAAAUUGUCAAGAGGUAUCGCCUGAACCGUGCAAGAAUACUUUUUGUCACUGACCUUGUGAGAGGCCCUGCAAAAUAACAAUAAGAGGAGUCGAGCCCUGACGCCAGAGGUGAAGGUCAUCAUAACAUCACGUUUCCUUGCCCAUGGGAAGAUGCAGCAGUGCAAUAGUGAUGACGUGGGUGUGUCACAGUGUACUGUUAGUAAAGAGAUUGUCCAAAACACUUGAUGCUCUCUCAAGUAUUGACAUACUGAGCGGAUUUAUUACAUUUCCUCACGCCGUGGAUGCUGUUGAAAGAAAGAAGGCAAAAUUUCUUCACAUAGCACAAUUUCUGGGUGUGAUUGGUGUCAUUGACUGCACCCACAUAAGAACUGUGGCACCAAAGCAGGAAGAGGCAGCAUAUGUCAACAGAAAAAGAUACCACAUCAUCAAUGUUCAAAUUGCAUUUGAUGCAAACUACAAGAUAACUGAAGUUCUUGCAAAGUGGCCUAGGUCUGUGCAUGAUGCAAGGAUUUUCAGUGAGAGUGCAGUCAGACAGCUGUUUGAGAGGAACAUAAUACCAGCAGGAUGCGACUUGCUGGGAGACAGUGGUUAUCUUAGCUGACAGUACCUGCUGACACCUUACCAACGACCUCGGCCAGGACCACAGUCAAACUGCAACAGUGCUCACAAGAAUACAAGGAGAGUAGUCAAAGGAGGGAUCAGUCAAUUAAAAUGUCAUUUUGAUGUUGUUCAUGGAGAGAUCAGGCUUGAAUAUCCACUGAAAGUAUGCAAAGUUGUGGAAGUCUGUGCUCUCCUUCACAACAUUUGCAAGAACAUGAACAUCCAGAUGCCUCCAGAAGACCACAAAUCUGCUGCUGGUGAUAAUGAAAUGAAUGAUAAUGUUGUUGCUCCUAAUGGGAAUGCCAACAUACCCGCACCCUAUCUUCGUGGUAGAAGGACUCCAUAAGGGACACCAGUACAAAUGAUUUUUGCAAUUUGUAUUUCAACAAUGACGAGUGAAGAGUGAAUGAGUUCUGUCAAUGAGCUUGUGCACCAUCCCAGAAUGAAGUCCUGCUGGGGCACUACACACAUCCUCUCCUCCACUUUUGAUAGCCAAUGGAUACCACCUUCAACAGCAAGUAAAAUAUGGCACAUGUGGGGGUCCUCUCGGGGGCGGGACUCAGCUUGCCGGUGGAGGUGCUGGAAGUGGUGUUGUCACAGCUCCCUCACAACUUCCUUGUCACCACCUGUGCCAGCGUGUGCCGCCUGUGGCAUGAGGUGAUACGGAACCCAGCAUUCCUGCCUUGGAAGAAACUGUAUCAUCACUACAAGUUGGCACCCUCCAGCCCCACAUCAUCACUAUUGCUGUAUAAGAGUGGUGAUGACAAUGGUGGUGGUUGUGGUGGUGGUGGUGCCUUAACAGCAGAACAAGUGGUGAAGCGUCUCUGUAACCGCCAUGACAUCACCUCUACCUCUAAUUGCCUUGUUAGUAUUAUAAGGGCAGUGGGGAAGAGCCACAGCACACCCCAGGGUACCUCCCCAACACUGCUGCAGGGCCACCGCCUCUACUCACUGGCCCAGGACACCCUUGCACACCUCAGCCCAUCCCUCCUGCCACAGCCCCACACCCUCUGGCAUCUGGUGGCUACUAUUGCUCUAUUGUCGCAUGAUGUGUGGGACCUCCAUGCACUGAUCUGCCUGCUGCUGCAUCCCGGCUCCCUCUUCUCGCCCUGUGUGGUGGUGGAGGCCUUCUACUCCAUUGCUGUCUUCCUCUUCCAUGCCACCGCCUCUGAUGUCAUCCGUCUGCCCAUGAAGUACCACUACCAGGUGUUCUAUGCCCUGUACCUAUAUGAGAACGACUGGGGGGGCUUGCCGGAGGGCAGAGCGCAGGUGAGGGAGGAGCAGCAUGCCGGCCAGCAGUCCAUGCAGCAAUACAUUCAGCGGAAGAUGGCCAUCCGGUUUACACAUGAACAACUGCGCAUUAUAAACCAUCCGCUGCGGAAGGACCAUGUUGUCAAGAUAGUAGCAUUCGCUGGCACGGGCAAGACCACCACGCUGCUGGAGCUCUGCAAGAGGAGGCCAGACCUGAAAUUCCUGCUCGUGGUGUUUAACAAGUCAGUGCAGGAACAUUGCAACCAAAUCUUCCCCAAGAACGCCACAGUGAAGACUGCACACUCCAUGGCAUUUGCUGCUGUUGGGAGGAGAUAUCAAGCCAUCCAGAAAUUUUCCAUGGAUCUAAGAGCUGGAAACAUUUCAGAAUUUUUGCCGAAGAGAGAGGGUGCUGGAAACAGGUUACGUCGCGUGGCUCUGGUGAGGAAGGCACUCGAGAGGUUCCUGAACUCAGCUGAUGAACACUUAACACUCCAACACACACCAACAGUUGAUAAGCAUGGAGAACAAAUAGAUGAUGACUUUCGACUUAAGGUGAUUCUGGCUGAUGCUGAGGCAGUGUGGGCCGAGAUGACCAAGUGUUCAAGGCACCAGGUACUCAGUAUGACUCAGGAUGGGCAGCUCAAGGUGUGGCAGCUGAGCCGGCCCAAAUUGGCAAACUACGACGUUGUGAUGAUUGAUGAGGGGCAGGACAUGAACCCCUCCAUGCUGGAGGUCUUCCUGCGCCAGGGCUGUGCUAAGGUGAUAGUGGGCGACCCACACCAGCAGAUCUACUCCUUCCGUGGCGCCAUCAACGCUCUCGAAUCUGUGGAGUCAACGCACACCUUUUAUCUCACCCAAUCCUUCCGAUUUGGGCCUGAGGUGUCCUACAUGGCACAAUGUGUGCUGGACCUCAUCAGCGAGACACAGAGGCAGACACUGGUUGGAGGACAUAAGCAGGACACUAUUGUAGCCUCUCUGAGCAACUCGGAAGCCUUGAGUCCCAGCAGCAGCAGACGCACAGCCUUCCUGGGGCGCUCCAACCUUGAGGUGUACCAGGAGGCUCUGUACAUGUGCCAGCAGGAUGCCUUUGCCUGCAUGACCAUGGCGUUUGCUGGCGGGCUGCAUAGGUAUGGCUUGGACACAGUCAUGGACAUCUAUAACCUUUCCCGAGUGCAGGCCAAGGAGGGCACAGCAGAGAGUCUGGGCAUCAAGAACAGGUUGAUAGCGAAAUUUGAGAGUGUCCGUGCACUGAAGAACUAUGCUGACAUUCUGGAGGACCAGGAGCUGUACAAUAAGAUCUUGAUGUAUGAGUACAGUUCCUCCAACACUCCCCACCACAUACAACUGCUGAAGAAGAGGUGCUCCUCCUCGCAUGAUGUGGCCAAUAUCACAUUCUCCACCAUUCACAAAGCCAAAGGUCUGGAGUGGGAUCAUGUGGUACUGCUUGGUAGAUUGACACUCAGCGAGUUUUUGUUUGGCAUCAAUGAUCGGAGGCAGUGUGCAACCCUGCGAGAUGAGAUCAACUUGUUGUACGUGUCUGUCACGCGUGCUAAGAGGUUCUUGACACUGAACAGUGUGAUGCUGCAGGUGCUGAGGCUGUGCAGGGAGAAGAGAGAGGUGCUGGUGGCCGGCAGCGAGGUGGGUCAGAACAGCCAGUGUCUGCACUGUGCCAAGUCUGUGGAUGGAAAGCAGCCUGUUGUUACCAAGGUAAUGGGUGUUCGUGUGACUGGAAGUGGCUUUCUGCAAGGUGGAUAUCUGUGCCACACCUGCUCCUCGGAUCCCCACCGCUACAUUUCCUCCAACAGUGCAGCAUUGGUCAAGAUUCUGCAUCCUCAUGACAACCAGGACUUGUCCAGCCUCGCCAAGCUGAUGCUGAUAUCAGGACAGCCCUAGGGGACAGCAGCCAGCAGGGAAAGACAUGCUGCUGCCUUGUGUGUGUGUGCCUUAGACCAGAACAUGAUGAAAGCUGUAAGAAGCCAUCAGGUGUACAUAUGGCAGUCCCUAUGUGUAAAGUACCUUUCAUGCUCAUUCAUAAAUUUGUCUAAUCUUUUAAAGCUUCUUAACGACUCAAGACUGAUAACCUGAUUACCGAGUCUCUUCCAGGAAAGCAGAGAGGGAGGAGGGGAAGUCUAGAAGUAAGAGAGGAAAGAUAGGUGAGAAAUUGAGAGGUAAGAAAGUAGAGAGAGAGAGAGAGAGAGAGAGAGAGAGAGAGAGAGAGAGAGAGAGAGAGAGGUGUUAGGUAAAUUUGCAAAAGAUGGAGCAAUGAAGACAAGAUUCUAAACACUUCCAGAGAGGGGCAGGAAGAUUGGGAAGUUUAUGGAGAUUGGAAAAUGGAGAGAGAGAGAGAGAGAGAGAGAGAGAGAGAGAGAGAGAGAGAGAGAGAGAGAGAGAGAGAGAGAGAGAGGUAAAUUUACAUAGGAAGGGGCAAUAAAAGACAAGAUUCUAUUCAUACCUUCCAGUAUCAUUGCAGAAUCACAUCUUAUUUCUCACUGCCACACAAAUAUUUACAAUAUAUAUAUAUAUAUAUAUAUAUAUAUAUAUAUAUAUAUAUAUAUAUAUAUAUAUAUAUAUAUAUAUAUAUAUAUAUAUAUAUAUAUAUAUAUACAGUGCUCGCACAAGUGACGAGUUCAUUAUGCCAGUUUUGGUUCGUUAUUCCGAUUAAAUAUUUAUUAAAAUUUCAGUGCAUUAUUGCAGUUGUGCAUUUUUAAUGACUGUGUGUUGGUUGCACAUCUUACUGUAUUGAAUUCAGAUAUUGUCACCCUUAUAAAUGAAUGUCACUUUGGUGGGUUUGAGAUUUUUUUUCUAGAAUAGAUUCAUGAGGCACAUAUUGGUACAGUUUUCCUUGUCCUCUCUUGUCUGUGUGGUUUUAAAUUUGCCCUAACUUUUUUGCUCUUUAUCAUGAAAGUUAAUGAAAUGAGAUGUUUUUAAUCUUGACCCCACAAAAAUUUAAUGAUUACUGUAGUUUACUCAUAAAGGUGGUGAUGUAAUAUUAAUAGGUAUGUGGAGGUAACUUAGAUAAGGAGAUGUGAAGCAAAGAAGAGACAGUGGUGGAGAAAAACAUUACUAUAAAAACUGACUAGAUUAGUGACUGUUUUGUCUAAAUGAGAGAAGAGAGAAAGAAUACCAAAGAAUGAUAGAAUGACUCACAAGCAAUUCUGACGUUGUACUGUACUUAUUCCACAGGGCUUUCAUUCAUGUAUGACUUAGGCAGUGUGUAGAGAAAAGGCUGUGAUGUAAUAAUAGGUGUGAAAGAAAGAAGUGGAGAAGUAACUUAGGGAGGGAGAUGUGGAGGAAAGAAGAGACAGUGGUGAAGAAAAAACACAAUAAAAACAGACUAGAUUUUUUUACUGUUUUGUCUGAGAGAGAGAGAGAGAGAGUAGUAAGGUUUAGAAACUGACUGGAUGUUGUGAUUAUUUUGUUAGAGAGAGAGAGAGAGAGAGAGAGAGAGAGAGAGAGAGAGAGAGAGAGAGAGGAACAAAGAAUAAUAGAAUGUCUUUUAAGAGUAAUUGUUUAACUCUAAGAUUUUCUUCUUUUAUCCCAUGAGGCUUUCAUUCAUGUAUAUGCUUCCUACAAGUGCUUUUAAUUAACAUAGCAUUCCCCCAUCACAUCAAGAGUAACUAUCUUUGGUUGUUUUACAGGAUGGGUUAUGGCUCAUUAAGUUAGGUCAGGAUGGCAGAUACAUAUAACUUAAUCAAAUUUUUAUACAUUUUUUUAUUAUUUUCUGCAGCAGCACAAUAUUUUUUUAUUAAUUUGUAUGUAUAUUGAUUUUUAUUUUUAUUUUUAUUCUAUUUUUUCUAGUACUGCAAAAGAUUAGGUUACAUUAAACUGCAUAGUCUAGCCUUACCUAACUUCUCUUUAACUUCUCUUCAACAUGUCUGUGAGUAGAGGCAGGCAACUUACUUUGAGUUAUGAUGAUUUAGUCUUUUCUGGGUCAAAAAUUUUAUAAUUCUUAUAAGACUAAAGGUUUAAUAUGCUGAGUUUUAUUUAUUUACUUUUUUUUUUUGGUGAAAAUGCAGAACAGGGCCUUCAUCUCUUUCGUCAAUAUAUCCCUGUCUAUCACCAGCAAGCUUGGAGACCUGGCAUAAAAGUUGCAGGUUGUGGGAGGCCAAAAUAGACGAGAUAUGUCGAUCCAGAUUUUUUUUUUUAAAUCUAAGGACAAAACCUGCUAAAUAUAGUCGCACAGCCAAGUUUCCUAUUUUUUUCGGUUCUUACUCCUACAUUGAUGAGGACCUGAUGGGAAAGCAAGUUUUUGGGGUAAGGAAUGCUAAAAUAGAGCCAGAUACCACCUCUUAACAAUAAAAAUAAAUAGGGAGCUGCCUACUAUUGCUCCUAUUUUUGUUGUUGUGAUGGCUGCCAUGAUAUUGAUUUUGCUCUUGCUGCUAGCAUCCUAACUGAAAUAAACCUAACCUAACUAAACCUUAACCUAACUAAACCUAACCUAACUAAACUGGUAAAUAUUAAAUAAAGUACACAAUUUGUGGACCUAGGCUCUGGUAGACACUGAUUUCAAUGCAAAUUUGUGA